This is a messenger RNA of Vanrija pseudolonga, 727 nucleotides long. RefSeq lists its product with no specific name. Lineage: Eukaryota; Fungi; Basidiomycota; Tremellomycetes; Trichosporonales; Trichosporonaceae. The transcript has 2 exons. Gene Ontology annotation, biological process: DNA damage response. The record is from RefSeq and is a predicted model, not a curated record. The coding region runs from base 1 to 717 and encodes 238 amino acids.
AUGGCCAUAGACGACAACCACAGCGACGCCGACUCGCUCUUCGACGACGACGACGGCGACGAUGGUGGCGAGUACGCCGGCGCGCCUGCAUCAGCGCUGCUUGGCCCCGACGGCGGGAUACCGCCGGCCAAGAGCACCGCGCCCAUCCCGGGGCUGUACGUCUUCCCGGGCCUCCUGCCGGCCGACGUAGCGAGCACCGCGCUCCAGGCCAUUGCCGACGCGGACCACUUUGCCGGCGGGCAGCGCGACCAGGUGAUGCUGUUCACGGCGCCCGGCGGCAGCCUGCCUCCACACAUCGCGGCGCUCGACGCGGCCGUGCGCGCGCUCCUCGCGCCGGCCCUCCCCCCCGACACCUUGGCACUGGCGUUCGACCAGCAUCUCGCGCGCCAGGCAAUCCUCAACCUCUACCCCCCCGGCGCGGGGAUCAGCCCGCACAUCGACCUGGCGGGACGGUACGCCGACGGCAUCGUCGGCGCAUCGCUGGCCGGCGGGUGCGUCAUGACCUUCCUGCGUGGGCAGGAGCGGCACGACGUGUACCUCCCCCCGAGGACGGUGUAUGUGCUGUCUGGGGAGGCGCGCUGGGAGUGGGCGCAUGGGAUCGGAUACCGCGACACCGACGUUGUCGAGACCUAUGGGCGACAGGUGACGAUGCCGCGCUCUCUUAGGGUCAGCGUCACGUUUCGGUGGAUGCAGGAGGGGGCGGGGGUGCUGGCUUGAGGUUUAUUGC